AUGGAGAUUGGGUGUGGGAUAAUGAGAAUCCGUAAGAUGAUACAAGUAUUUGGGAAAGCUUUGGUAGAAAAGACGGCAGAGUUGAUUGUAGUAGAUUACAUGGGAAGGAGCGACAUGGACAACAUGCAAUCACUGAAAAGGAAAUGGCAAGAAUUGUGCUGCAAAGCAUCUGACGUAGAAGAAGAAGUGAAGGGAGAAGAAAUGUCAGGUAAAAAGAAAAGGAAACGUGAAGUUGAUGGUUGGUUGAAGGACGUUAAAAAAUUAAGUCCUGAAAUUGAUGCAUUGGAAAGAAGAGGAUCAUCUUGGAGGCUUCCACUAAAGGAGGAUCCUGUAGGAAAGCUGCAGCUUCAGGUGGAAGAACUUAUUCAGCAGAGCCACCAUUUCAAUGGGCUUGUGCUCGAUACUUAUGACAAAAUUGGGGAGCCAUGCCUGCCAACCAAAUUGUUUGGAGUAAAGUUCGAGGAAGCUUUGCAGAGAAUUUGGCCAUGCUUGGUGACCGAUGAUAUAUCAAGCAUUGGGAUUUAUGGUAUGGGCGGAGUUGGUAAGACCACACUGGCGAGGCACAUUGAGUACCAUCUUUUAGAAAAGAACAAAUAUCGCGUGCUUUGGGUUACAGUAUCUCAAGAAAAUUUCAGUAUCACCAGUUUGCAGGAUAAGAUUGCCAAUGUCUUAGGCAUUCGUCUGUCAAAUAGGGAUGAGGAAGAAGUCAGGGCAGAUAUAUUGCGUGGGGCAUUCAGCAGAAUGAAGAGAUUAGUAGUGCUCAUUUUGGAUGAUGUUUGGGAAGAAUUUUGUUUAGACAGGGUAGGGAUUCCUCUUCAUCCAAACAAGUGCAGAUUGAUUUUGACUACACGCUCACUGGAAGUGUGCAACAGGAUACAAUGCCAAAGAAAAUUUGAUUUGCAAACUUUGGACAAAGACGAAGCUUGGGAUUUGUUCAAGUAUAGACUUGGCAGCGAGACCUUGCUUCAAGGAGAUUUGGACAAUAUUGCCAAGUCCAUAGUGGAAGAGUGUGGUGGUUUGCCUCUUGGUAUUAUCACAGUGGCUGGAAGCAUGAGAGGUGUGAGCGAUAUUUGUGAGUGGAGAAAUGCAUUGGAACAAUUGAAAACAUGUUCAAUAGGGUAUGAUGAGAUGGAACGAGAUGUGUUUCCCAUUCUGGAAUGGAGUUUCAAUCGCCUGAGCAAAUGUGAAAAGAAUUGCUUCUUGUAUUGCUGUCUUUAUCCGGAAGAUCGGAAAAUACAAAGAGAGGAACUAAUAGACCUCUUUAUUUGGGCAGAGCUGAUGUCAAAACGGGGCUCAACGUCAAAAGCAUUCGAUCAAGGUCAAACGAUAUUAAACAAACUGAUAAGAGUUUGCUUGCUGGAAGAAACUAGAGAUUCUGAAGGGGAUGACUGUGUGAAGAUGCAUGAUUUGGUCAGAGACAUGGCAUUAAGGAUCACGCAUGGAAACUCCAAACCAGAGAGCAGCAGAGAUGAUGUACCACGAUUCUUGGUGAAAAGCUUAGGACAGGAACAUUCAAUAGUAGCACUGGAACAAGAAGAGUGGACAGAAGAUCUCCGUGCAGUUUCCUUCUAUUCACAAACUUUAAAAGGAACAAAAAUUCCACCAGCCUGGUCACCAAAUUGUCCUAAGCUCUCAACCUUGCUUCUUUCUCGGGUUUCCAUAAAAGAAAUCCCAGAUUCAUUCUUUCGGCACAUGUGUGGACUUAAAGUUUUGAAUCUAUCUCAGUGCUACAAUAUAACAGAACUGCCUAAUUUUGUUUCAGACUUGGUGAAUCUCACUGCUCUGAUUUUGGAGGGUUGUGGAGGCCUCCGAUUUGUGCCACCACUGGGAAAGCUCAAGCAAUUGAGGGAUUUGGAUCUAUCCAGAACUGAGAUUGAGGAUUUACCUGAAGGCUGGGAGUCACUGGUCAACCUCGAAAGUCUUAACUUGCGUGAGUGUUGGGCUGUAAGACGAAAGAUAAUACCAAAAGGGACAUUUUCCCAAUUGCACCGUCUUCAAUGGCUAUUAUUGCCAUAUGGUAGGGUACAAGUUAUGGAUUUAGAAGUGUUGAACCAAUUAGAAGUUUUUAUAGGAUGUUUGCCUUUUACGGACUUUUAUAAAAUUACUCGGUGGCCAAAAUACUAUAAUGUUUAUAUCAAUAACAUCUUAACUGAGGAUCCGUUUUAUGACGGGGACAGUGAUUGUGAGGACCAGGAGAAACAACUGUAUUUCCAUCAGUUUAAGCUUGGUAGAGGAUGGAACUAUCUGCCAGAUGACAUGAAAAGUUUGACAAUCGAGGAUUGUGAGGGCAUGGUCAUUAGGUGCUUGUCAGAUGCUUUUAGGAAUUUUACAAAUUUAAGCCACUUAUCUAAAUUGGUUAUUGAGGAUUUGAUUGGAAUAGAGUUCCUCUGGCAAUUGUCCUUCGCUUCUCCACGUGAUCAGUUGGAAGUCUCGUCUUUUAGUCCACUCCGUGAUCUCCAAGUGCUAAGCCUCAACAGGUUGCCAAAUCUGGUUGGUCUAUUUUACGGAGACUCAGAACCAUAUUUGCUUCCAGCUAGCACCUUUUCUUCCCUUAAAGAAUUGUGGAUUUCUAGAUGUCACAACAUGAAGCAGCUAUUCACACUGCAGUUGCUGCAGAACCUUCAAAAUCUUGAAAUAUUAGGAGUUGAAGAUUGUGAAGGACUGGAGGAGAUAGCAGCAGAUGGCUUCCAAUUGACUUCAAGUGGAGCCACCGCAACAGUCAUCCUUCCAAAAUUAAAGUUUUUGAAUCUGUGUUGGCUGCCACAAUUGAAUAAUAUUUGCAAGGCAGCCUUGAUCUGCAAUUCAAUCUAUCAGAUUGAAAUAUCCGGUUGUCCAAAGGCAAAGAGGCUGCCUUUGUUUCUUCCUACCAUCAACGGACUACCAUCUCUUCCUAGCACUCUUCAUAAAAUCAAGGGAGAUAAAGAGUGGUGGGAAUCGUUAGAGUGGGAAAAUCCUUGUGCCAAAAAUGCCCUUGACCCAUAUUUUACCACGCAGUAGCGGAUCCCAUUUCUUUGAUGAAGACCACCUGUUUGAUCAAAAUCCUGACGGAUUCUCAUGUUACCAGGUAGCCACAAAAUUGCUGCUGCAAGAGAGUUGAUGUUGCAAAAACAAGUGUUAAAUGAAGCUUUGUCCACCAACGCCAAAUUUCUUUCAGGCUGGCCUCAUUUUGAGGACAACAAACCACAUUUGCAAGAUAUGGAGCUAGGGAAGACCAGCAAUCUUUAGCCAAUGUUGUGCACUCAAUAUAAUUUCAGUCGAGGAAAAGUUCAACAUACAAUGCCCUGAAAAAUCAAACACACAAUCAAUCAGCCAUUGAUAACAACCUCUUACCUAGGUGAACAUGAAGACUAAAGCAACUUGAAGACUAGAAUGAUUUUUUUGGAUGAAUGAAUGUCAUUGAAACUCGGCUAUUCUUCUGCUAUUCCAUCCUUGUACAUCAAAUUUUCGUCAAUCACAAGACUUGAUACAAUCAGUUCAGAUGCCACUCUGUUACAGAAAUCUAAUGUUUUAUGUAACAGUGCACAAGCCCUAUGAUAUUGCUAAGAAAUGGUAAAACCUCACCUUCAUGAAAUACCACUUAUUCUUAGUUUGAAUUUUAUUUCAGGUUUCUAAGGUGGCAGGGAUAUGUUGAACUGAAAUUCCAUGACUGGUGGGCUAUCUUGGUCAAAAAGAGGGCCUUGUUAACUGAGAACUGGAGUCGCCAGCCAUUUUUCGUACUAACUACUUUUAUUGUAGUCUUUACUAUACUAAAAGCGGGAGUACGGAGUGCUACAGUAAAAUUGGGCUGGUUAUAGUGCGAUUUGUGUGAGCUUGUGGGGCGGUUUGGUCUUUUGCCAUUCAGUGGUGUUCGCUUUGCUGGAAAUUCACUUCUGUCCGCGUGGCUCUCUUGCGUGGAAACAUUUCCUCUUGGUCAGCAAUUUCCUCUUCAUGUGAUUAGCAUUAGCCUUAGUGGUGCUUCAUUUUUCGAUAAUGCCAUUUGCUGUUUCUCUCUUACUUAGGACACCGGAAGAUGCAUGCUAUAUUAUUUUGGUUCCUUUGUAAUUUAUUUGUUCUUUGUACCUCUUUUGUUUGAGUCAUUGUUGCCCCUUGUGAUCCGGAGAGAUGGGCCACCU
Messenger RNA from Coffea eugenioides, 4112 nucleotides. Its product is annotated as disease resistance protein RFL1-like. The coding region runs from base 1 to 2997 and encodes 998 amino acids. Gene Ontology annotation, molecular function: protein binding; ADP binding; ATP hydrolysis activity. The transcript is spliced from 4 exons. Lineage: Eukaryota; Viridiplantae; Streptophyta; Magnoliopsida; Gentianales; Rubiaceae. The record is from RefSeq and is a predicted model, not a curated record.